AUGGAAAAAUAUGGGCUUAAGGACAAUGAGUGGUUUUCCUCGAUGUUUGCCUCACGAAAAUUUUGGGUGCCUGUAUUCUUUAGGGAUUUUCCAAUGAGUUCACUAAUAAAGACCACAUCAAUAUCUGAAUCUCAGAAUAUAUUCUUCAAGAGGUACUCCAAGUCUCGUUCUAAUCUUGUUGAAUUUCUUAUGAAUUACAACAAUGCAUUGGAUGGCCAAAGGAGCAACAACAAUAGGCUAGAAUACUUGGAUUUUAACACAAUUCCAACUUUGAAAACAAAUUCAGCCCUCGAGAAGCAUGCUUCGACAAUAUAUAGUGAUAGUGGUUUCAAACUAAUUCAAAGUGAGAUUGAGGAAGCAGUUGACAAUGUGACUAUGGUGACAGUGUCAAACAUUGGUGAGAAUGAGAUUUAUGUAGUCAACGACAAGUUCUCGAAGAACUGGACUGUGUCAUACUCCACAUCUUUUGAUUCAUAUGCAUGUAGUUGUAAGAUGUUUGGGAGGAUUGGGCUUGUAUGCAGUCACAUUUUUUGGGUCUUGAGAAACAAAAAAAUUAAAUUAAUCCCUAAUGAGUUACAUGGAGGACGCUGGUUGAAGUCUAAAUUUGUCAAGGCUGUUUAUUGUGGGUUUGAUGAUGAUAUUGAAACAUUUAUUGUUGUGGAUGAGACGAAGCAGGAGUAUAGGGAUAUGCAUGGAGAUUUUUAUGAUAUUGCACGGCUUAUUGAAGGAGAUGGUGAUAAAAUUCGAGCAUUUAGACAAAUUAUGGCUGAAGGGAGAAAAUAA
Molecule: messenger RNA, 783 nt
Organism: Salvia splendens (bonfire salvia)
Lineage: Eukaryota; Viridiplantae; Streptophyta; Magnoliopsida; Lamiales; Lamiaceae
Product: protein FAR1-RELATED SEQUENCE 9
Exons: 2
Coding region: 1-783 (260 amino acids)
Biological process (GO): regulation of DNA-templated transcription
Molecular function (GO): zinc ion binding
Source: RefSeq, a predicted model, not a curated record